AUUAUUGAAAGAGAAAGAGAAACAAAAUUCAAAAUUCAAAAAUUUGAAGAGAGAGAGAGAGAUGGCAACGACAUCAGGAAACAUCAAGGAAUUCUACAGACAGAGGAAGAAGAGCGGCGUUUCAAAGCCCUCCAACUCCAAGCUUUCCACCAAGAAAUCGCUCAAAAACGCUGCCACUUUCGGCUCCGAUAUCACCCAACCUUCGGCUCUCAUUUCUCACGGCUCCCCUGAUCUCAAAGAUGACUAUGAUGAGAAUGAGGACAUGUUGCGAAAAUUCGACAUGAACAUGGCAUAUGGACCGUGCCUUGGGAUGACUCGACUGGCCCGUUGGGAGCGCGCUCGGAGUCUAGGUUUGAACCCUCCUGAAGAGAUCGAGGGCCUUUUGAAAGCCGGGAAAGCUCGGUCGGAUUGCUUGUGGGAUGGCCGCAUAUAGAUGUUAGUAUGUUGAUAUAAUGUGUUCUUUGUGCUAUGGUAUCACAAUGUAGUAGGUAGUGUAUUGACUGAAAGUAGUGGUGCUGCUUGUUUCAUCUCAAAGUGUUGAAGGUUCAGCCUCUGGCUGUGCUGUUCUGUUCUGUUCUAGAUGAUGUUUGUAUGCUUUGAUUUGCUAGACAGUUUGGUAGUGUUAAUUAAGGUUUGUUUUAGUUCAUGUUUGUGAUUAUGGUUUUCAUUGCUUUUGCUAGUUGUGUGCUGGAUUGAGUGAUUGAUAGUUUGAAGCAAAGCAUAGAAUGUUGCAAGUUUUGCAAUUGUAGCCUGGAAUAUAUGCUUAUGCUUUGCUUGUGUGUGUCAAAACAUUUGAGAAUAUGUCUAUGGAUUAAGAUGCUUUGGGUAGUU
This is a messenger RNA of Quercus robur (English oak), 831 nucleotides long. RefSeq lists its product as uncharacterized. The record is from RefSeq and is a predicted model, not a curated record. Gene Ontology annotation, cellular component: delta DNA polymerase complex. Gene Ontology annotation, biological process: DNA synthesis involved in DNA repair; DNA-templated DNA replication. The coding region runs from base 62 to 433 and encodes 123 amino acids. Gene Ontology annotation, molecular function: DNA-directed DNA polymerase activity. The transcript has 2 exons. NCBI's taxonomy places the organism in Eukaryota, Viridiplantae, Streptophyta, Magnoliopsida, Fagales, Fagaceae.